AUGCUCCCACCUUGGAACAGUGUCUGACUGACGACAUACGAUGCGUCCUUGAACACUGUGUCGAGAUCUGAGUCGCCUUCCACCACUUUCAGUGAUCCUUGUUCGUCCAGUGAUUUCAACAUCGGAAGGGUACACUGCUUGAACACUGCCAUCUUCCUCUUGAAUACGGCGAGAUCGUCAUCUGCAAUUUGA
This is a messenger RNA of Haemonchus placei, 192 nucleotides long. NCBI's taxonomy places the organism in Eukaryota, Metazoa, Nematoda, Chromadorea, Rhabditida, Trichostrongylidae. The record is from the annotation of a GenBank genome assembly.